GCAGAGGUAGGCCCCAGAAGUGUCAAGAAAACAUUUAGGGAUGAGUUAGGCCUGGAAGAAAGCAGAGCAAUUUUACCCAUCAAAAAGGUCAGCCUAUUUCUGCUGAUACUUAGCAUUUCAUCAUUUCCCCAUUUUGUUGUUGUCGGAGUGAGGAGACUGAUUUGCUGCCCAGUAAACACUCUCCUCCUCCUUAUGCAAGAAAGGAAGUUCUGACUGGAACACACAGCCACAGAGCAAGUUAAUAUUCUUGUGUCCUAGGGUGGAACUACCUAAAAUACAGAUAAAGCGUUCAUUCUUCCAGAUUCAUUUUCCUUGAAUCUUACCAACAAAACAUUCAGAAACAGAGGAAAGACACAGAGAGAAAGAGACAGCAAGAAAAAGUGAAAGAGAAAAAGAAUGAAUUCAUCCAAGUCAUCAGCAUCACAAUGCACAGAGAGAGGAUGCUUCUCUUCCCAAGUAUUCUUAUGGACCGUUGCUGGGAUUUCCGUCCUACUACUCAGUGCCUGUUUUAUCACCAGAUGUAUUGUGACAUAUCACGUCUUUCAACUCUGUGAUGAAAAAAAGUUCCAGCCACAUGAAGAUCCCAUGGAAUUCUCCUGCUACAAUGAUGGAUCAGGUUCAGUCAAGAAUUGCUGUCCAUUGAACUGGGUACAUUUUCAAUCUAGCUGCUACUUCUUUUCCACUGACACCAUGACCUGGGCAGCAAGUUUAAAAAACUGUGCAGACAUGGGAGCUCAUCUGGUGGUUAUCAACACACAGGAGGAGCAGGAAUUCCUUUACCAUUCGAAACCUAGACAGAGAGAAUUUUACAUUGGACUGACAGACCACAUAGCUGAGGGUCAGUGGAAAUGGGUAGAUGGCACACCUUUCAUGGAGUCUCUGAGCUUCUGGGAUGUAGGGGAGCCCAACAACCUAGCUACAGUGGAGGACUGUGUCACCAUAAGAGACUCUCCAAAUCCGAGGAGAAAUUGGAAUGAUAUGACCUGUUUCUUCAGAAUGUACCGUGUUUGCGAAAUUCCAGAAAUAUAGGAAAUGAAGAAUAAUCUCUAAGAACAGAAGACACAACUUAAAUGUAUAAAUGAGGAGGAAGAAGAGCGUGAACACAGCCACAACUCCAACAUGAGAAAAGUGUGCAUUGCACUUCUUAAGGAUUUCAUAAGUGUUUGCCACUUUGAUAUAAAUAAAAAUAAGGAGUUUUGAAUGUUAUAAUUCAUGAUACUGAUUGAAGUAUAUUUUUCUUUCUACUAGUCUCAGGACUUUUCGAAAUUUACCAAGCAAUUCUUUAGCAAAUGAUGUGAGAAAAAAGGAAUUCUUCUUUUGGUACAUUUUCUUCAUUUGUGAGUAUUUAUAAGAAAAUACAAGGAGAUAGAACAAGUACAAAGUUGGACAAAGAAGAGGAUUUUGGAAAGUGCCUUGAACAAUUGUCUGAAUUCAGACUCUGUGUCAAUUCCUCUUCUUUCUAGCUGCUGAAAAAAAUGUGUCUUCUCUUCUUGAUUUCAUACUAUUUUACCGCCUGCCUAAGCAUAGUCCUUCAAUAUGCUUUGUACAAUGAGUAAGAAACUUUUUAAAGUCAUGCAACUUAUUCCUGUUCAAAAGAUUGGUGUGGACUUUCUGGCCAAAGGCCUUUACUGCACCUCUUUAUGGAAAGGACAUGCUAACCUUCAGCUCCAAACAGGCUGUCAUUCAGUCCAUUCAUCCCACGAACUCCCUUUUCUCCAUAUCCUCUCCCACUGACUAACAGAAUCUCACCUGAAUUUGUGUCUAUUACUCAGCCAGGGCCAGAGUGUAAUCUCAAGCCAACCCAUUUGUCGCAUAAUAUUCUAACCAUACAGAUAAGGUUAUUCAAAAAUGUGUAUAUAACAUGGCAGCUUUUAUAAACAUGUUUCUUGCACACAGCACCAUAAAGAGACCCCCCCAAAAAAAAGAGACCCCCAAAUUUCAUACAUU
Rhinolophus ferrumequinum (greater horseshoe bat) is the source of this 1947-nucleotide messenger RNA. RefSeq names its product C-type lectin domain family 4 member E (gene CLEC4E). Gene Ontology annotation, molecular function: carbohydrate binding. Gene Ontology annotation, biological process: antifungal innate immune response. Gene Ontology annotation, cellular component: external side of plasma membrane. The transcript is spliced from 6 exons. The record is from RefSeq and is a predicted model, not a curated record. Lineage: Eukaryota; Metazoa; Chordata; Mammalia; Chiroptera; Rhinolophidae. The coding region runs from base 397 to 1029 and encodes 210 amino acids.